UAGCUUCCUGCGGUAUUGUGGUUUCAAGACACCUGGGGAAAUGGCGGACUGCUCGGCACUGCAGUUCGUCAGCCCUUAUGCUUUUGAAGCCAUGCAGAAAGUAGACGUCGUGCGCUUAGCGGCCCUGAGUGAUCCAGAGCUCCGGUUGUUGCUGCCUUGCUUGGUGCGGAUGGCCUUGUGUGCCCCGGCAGAUCAGAGUCAGGGCUGGGCCCAGGACAAAAAGCUGAUCCUUCGCUUGCUUUCUGGAGUGGAAGCUGUCAACUCCAUCGUAGCCUUGCUGUCUGUGGAUUUCCACGCUUUGGAACAGGAUGCCAACAAGGAACAACAGCUUAGGCAUAAGCUUGGAGGGGGUGGUGGCGAGAGCAUCUUGGUGUCUCAGCUGCAACAUGGCCUCACCCUGGAGUUUGAACACAGCGAUUCUCCACGGCGCCUCCGUCUUGUGCUUAGUGAACUGCUGGCAAUUAUGAACAAGGUGGCUGAGGCCAACUGUGAGUUUUUUUUCAAGUCGUCGGAGCUGUUUGAGAGCCCUGUUUAUUUGGAAGAAGCCGCCGAUGUCCUCUGCAUCCUCCAAGCAGAACUCCCAUCGCUCUUGCCUAUUGUGGACGUGGCUGAAGCUCUGCUGCAUGUGAAGAACGGCGCUUGGUUCCUCUGUCUCUUAGUGGCCAAUGUUCCCGACAGCUUUAACGAAGUGUGCAGGGGCUUGAUCAAGAACGGCGAGCGGCAAGACGAGGAAAGCUUUGGAGGCCGCCGCAGGACAGAGGCUCUUCGCCAACUCUGCAAGAUGAACCCUGCCCAGGCGCUGAGGGUCCGAGGCAUGGUGGUGGAAGAGUGCCACUUACCUGGACUUGGUGUUGGUUUAACUCUGGACCACACCAAAAACGAGUCUUCGGAGGACAGUGUCAGUGAUCUCGUCUGCUUUGUCAGCGGCUUGCUGCUGGGGACCAACGCUAAAGUCCGGACUUGGUUUGGGACUUUUAUCCGGAAUGGGCAGCAGAGGAAGAGGGAGACGGUCAGCUCGGUGCUCUGGCAGAUGCGUCGUCAGCUGCUCCUGGAGCUGAUGGGGAUUCUGCCCACUGUCCGCAGCAUGCAUGUGCCGGAGGAGGCGGAGGCGGACAUGGAGCCCAAUGUCUCUGUGUACUCGGGGCUGAAGGAGGAGCACGUGGUCAAAGCCAGUGCCCUCCUGCGUCUCUACUGCGCUCUGAUGGGCAUCGCGGGGCUGAAGCCGACGGACGAGGAGGCUGAGCAGCUGCUCCAGCUCAUGACCAGCCGCCCCCCGGCCACUCCAGCCGGCGUCCGCUUUGUCUCGCUCUCCUUCUGCAUGCUGCUGGCCUUCUCCACGCUUGUCAGCACUCCUGAACAGGAGCAGCUGAUGGUGAUGUGGUUGAGCUGGAUGAUCAAAGAAGAAGCUUAUUUUGAAAGCACUUCUGGGGUAUCAGCCUCCUUUGGCGAGAUGCUGCUCUUGGUUGCCAUGUAUUUCCAUAGCAACCAACUCAGCGCUAUCAUCGACUUGGUCUGCUCUACUCUGGGGAUGAAGAUUGUUAUUAAGCCGAGUUCUCUGAGCCGCAUGAAGACCAUCUUCACGCAGGAGAUUUUCACGGAACAGGUGGUCACAGCUCACGCAGUCCGUGUGGCCGUCACGGGAAACCUCAGCGCCAACAUCACCGGAUUCCUGCCCAUUCACUGCAUCUACCAGCUUCUCCGGAGCCGCUCUUUCACUAAGCACAAAGUCUCCAUCAAGGACUGGAUUUAUAGGCAGCUGUGUGAAACCACCACUCCGCUCCAUCCUCAGUUACUCCCCCUGAUCGAUGUCUACAUCAACUCUGUCCUCACACCGGCAUCAAAAUCCAACCCGGAAGCCACAAAUCAGCCAAUCACAGAGCAGGAGAUCUUGAAUGUUUUUGAAGGACUAAUGGGGGGAGAGAACGCUCGCCUGAAUCAGCGUUACGGAAUCACAGCCCAACUUCUCGUCCUAUAUUACAUUCUGUCUUAUGAAGAGGCAAUCCUAGCCAGCUCCAAGACCCUGGCUGCCAUGCAGAGGAAACCCAAGUCUUACUCCCCGGCGUUGAUGGACCAGAUCCCAAUCAAGUAUCUCAUCCGUCAGGCCCAAGGGCUGCAGCAAGAGUUGGGAGGCUUGCAUUCGGCCCUCCUCCGCCUCCUGGCCACCAACUAUCCCCACCUUUCCAUUGUGGAUGACUGGAUUUGUGAGGAGCACAUUACAGGGACGGAUGCUUUGCUGCGCAGGAUGCUGCUGACGGACGCGGCCAAGAAACACUCCCCCAAGCAGCUCCAGGAGGCAUUUUCAGCGCUGCAAGCAAAUCACACGCAAGUGCUGCAGAUUCUGGAGCAUUUGACGCUCCUCUCGGCUGGAGAGCUGAUCCCUUACGCAGAGGCACUGACAUCCAACAUGAACCAGCUGCUCUACCCGGGAAUCCCUCGUCGAAUCCUUCAGACCGUCAACAGGCUUUGGAUGGCCUUGAACACUGUAAUGCCUCGGAGGUUGUGGGUGAUGACGGCGAACGCCUUGCAGCCGUCCAACAACGUGGUCAGACAGCAGAAAUACACUCAGAAGGACCUGAUGAUUGACCCCUUGAUUGUGUUAAGAUGUGACCAGAGAGUCCACAGGUGCCCCCCUCUGAUGGAUAUCACUCUCCACAUGCUGAACGGCUACCUUCUUGCGUCGAAAGCCUUCCUGAGUGCCCAUCUCAAGGAAACGGCGGAUCAGGACAUCAGGCCAUCCCAAAACAACUUGAUGGGCUUGGAGGCCCCAGAAGUCACCCGGGAAGAACUGAAAAAUGCCUUGCUGGCUGCCCAGGAUAGCGCUGCCGUCCAGAUUCUUCUGGAGAUCUGCUUGCCUAUGGAAGAAGAGAAGCCCCUGAUCAACAACAGCUGUGGUCGGCAGCAGAAGGGCAUCCCAGGAGCUGCCAACUCCAGCCCUCGGAAGAAGAAACUGAAAGAAGAGGAGGAGGAGGAGGAGAUGGAGGUGGAGGGAAAUGGGGAGAAGGAAGAGAAGAGUCUCCUCUGCAACCUGCGGGAGGUCCAGUGCCUCAUCUGCUGCCUCCUGCACCAGAUGUUCAUUGCCGACCCCAACAUCGCCAAGCUAGUUCACUUCCAGGGGUAUCCGUACGAGCUGCUUGGUCUGACAGUGGCGGGCAUCCCAUCCAUGCACAUCUGCUUGGACUUCAUACCUGAACUGAUUGCUCAGCCUGAACUGGAGAAACAGAUUUUUGCCAUCCAGUUACUUUCUUACUUAUGUAUUCAGUACGCUCUGCCGAAAUCCCUCAGUGUGGCCCGUUUGGCUAUCAAUGUCAUGGGGACGCUGCUAACAGUUUUAACUGAGGCAAAGCGCUACACCUUUUUUGUCCCCACCCUGCCCUGCCUGGUCUCAUUCUGCCAAGCCUUCCCUCCUCUCUAUGAGGAUAUCAUGUCCCUGCUCAUCCAGAUCGGGCAGGUUUGUGCUUCGGACGUCGCCACAGAGACGAGGGAUUUUGACCCAAUCAUUACGCGUCUCCAGCAACUAAAGGAGAAACCAUACGAGCGAACAAGACUUCACAAAGAGCCGGGUCAUAAAACUGGACCGGGAGACACUAGCAGCUUGGACCCCAACGUCCAGCUAUGCCAGUGUAUUGAAAAUACUUUCAUCGAAAUAAUUAACAUGAGUGUCGGCGGAGUUUAAGGUGUGCCCAAAAUGGAAAGGGCCAUUGCUGGGUACUUGGUAGCGGAUGCUGACUUCUGGUUGGUAAAUUCCAAACUGAAGCUUUCCAGGCUAAAGUGAAGCUACGAAUUGGCUUGGAAGGAAACUGUAUAUUUUUCAUUAGCUUUGGCUUUAAUGCAAAGUUGUGGAUGCAGCAGACAAACGCCGCUUUCAGUGAAAGCAUCUUAAGGUUUUUGCAGUGGUCUCCGUGUCAGCUCCUUCCGGAAUCCAUAUUUGGUGGUUUUUCGAGGUGAGAGGCUUGCAAAAGCUGACCUAGUGUGUGUUCGUGAAAUGGAGAAAUUGCUACCCUGCCAUUUUCUACUUCUUCAGUGUCUCAGAUGGUUCUCUUCUGCCCUGCGUCCUGAGUUAAAGCCGAACUACAGUCUGAAAUCUGUGGGACAACUUCCAUUCAAGCAGAUUCUCCAGAGGUGAAGGCUGGUUUGUGAAAUGAACAAGGAGAGUUUGAAAGGAACUGGGGAGAGAGAAAUAGAGAGAUGCAACUUUUUUGAUUGCUUAAUAAAAGUCUGCAUGUAGUGGUAGGCCCCACUGGGUCAGUUUUGGUGGGGGUUUCUUUCCUGUUGCCCCUAUUUGCUUGCUCAGAGCCAGCUGAGGUUUGAAAGUCCCAGAGUGGUCAGCAAGGGGUUUGUUUUUUUUAAAGGGGGCAGUAGGAAACUCUUGAUCAAUGCAACAAACAGAUUUUUGCCGUCACCUGAAGUGGCUAUGUGGUGGUUGGCUGAGACUGUGAAGUUCUUCUUAGCCAUUAGGAGGGGCAGCAGGUGAGUAGAUGGGUCAGCUGGCAAUUUUCCAUUUCUCAGAUUUUGCACCCAGGUCCCCAGCUGUCUAUGACUCCCUCACAACUAAUGCUUUGUUUCCUAGUCAAAUUUCCAGUUUUAAGUACCAACAUUUUAUAGUAUCUUUGGCAAACGUGACUUUUGCUGCAGAUUUUUCUGGGGGAGGGGGGAACAAACCCUAAAAUCAUGUUUUUAAAAGCACUGUGUGAACUUGGCUGUUCAAUAUGUUUAGAGAUGCCUGCGUGGGGGGAAGUACCAAAAGCAGUUUUAUUGAAAUGCAUUUUUAUUGUUGUGAUGUUGCUGUGUCAAAAAUAAGUUCUGAUAAGUGUUCAGGUAGCACAGAGCUAAGCUCAGUUUGUUUUGGGGGUUUUUUUAAUCUCAGUACGGCUUUUAAGGAAAGAUGUGGGGUGUCUUGACUCUCUUAUGGUGUGCUAAUUCUCAGAGUGUAAAAAAUGGACAUACGAAGCCUGAAGCAAUGUUCAUGUUUUUCCUCGCCAUGAAAGGGGAGCAAAUAUUUCUGAAGUGAUCCUUUUGUAAGUCAAGAACCCUCAAGUUUUUAAUCCUGGUUGAUUUAGGUAAAAAGAAUUGCAUCUCAGAUGGCUGUUUCAGUGGUCCAGUUAGGAAGUCCUUCACAUAUCCUGCUUAUUAUUAUUAUUGCUUAGAAGUUACCAUUUUAGUAGCGAAAUGCCUCUCCCUGAUAAUCAGGUGCAAUCUUCCAAGUACAUAUGCAUAUCUCUACCGUUUUCUGUGUGUGUUUUUGUGCAAUGGCUUGGUUUGGCCGUCACAUUUAAACUCUUGUUAAAAAUAAACUCUGGCAUAAUGUUAAGGAACAGCAUCCUGGGGCACCCUGCUCCAAAGUCAUUGCCUCUGCUCCAUCCUGCUCCUGCUGCACCAGGAAAGAAAGAAACCAGAGACUGGCUUCAUGCCAUGUGCUAACCAGUGCUUACAGUUUUUCCUUUCCAAGCUAAGUUUUGUUAUUGGCUUACUGUUUGCAGUUUGUUUGAGGGAAACAAGGCUGCGAGUGCUGGUUUCCUCCCCGAUGGAGGAACAGAAUGGAGACUUUUAAGCAGAGCACAUACCACCACACUCCUUGUUCAUGUGAAAUAGUUUACUUUUAACCAUGGUUUAGUGGGACAUCCAAGGCAGUCAUUGAAUGCAGAAGAGCCUUCAUGGUUCAUGCACACAAAAGGGGUUGGAUGUUGCAAUUAUAUGGUAUAGGGAUCAGUCAGUGUAGGGCAAAGAGUCAAAACUGCCUCUGUCCUCUUCAAAGAUGGUCAGUUGCCUCCUGUUUGAUUUUAAAAUUCUUCAUCACUGUUGUUUAAUUCUUCAGUGAAACCACCAGGUUGAUCCUGACAGUGGUGUUCUGAAACUUCCUUUGGCUACAUUUUCGGCUGAGGUUAUAUUGUAUCCAGCUAAAUCCUACUCAGAGUAGACCCACUGAAAUUAAUGAGCCUAAGUCAUGUCUAUUAAGUGGGUCUACUCUGCAUUGGAUAAAACCCAAUUCUAUAUGCCAGUAUUACCUUCUUAAAAUACAGUUUUAAAAUAUUUUAGCCGGCUGUAAGAGAGUGAUUUCUUAGACUGUUGUAAAAUAUGUACAUAUGUUUUCAUGUCUUCUGGUUUUCUUAGGCUUGUAAUAUUUUUAUAUACCAUUGGGAGCAUUUUAUUUCAAUGAAGACCCAGUGGACAUUGUGCGUUUCUUAUAAACAUUUGUACUGUUCCA
This is a messenger RNA of Podarcis raffonei (Aeolian wall lizard), 6202 nucleotides long. RefSeq names its product integrator complex subunit 2 (gene INTS2). Gene Ontology annotation, cellular component: integrator complex. Lineage: Eukaryota; Metazoa; Chordata; Lepidosauria; Squamata; Lacertidae. The record is from RefSeq and is a predicted model, not a curated record. The transcript has 24 exons. Gene Ontology annotation, biological process: snRNA 3'-end processing. The coding region runs from base 41 to 3673 and encodes 1210 amino acids.